GCAUUCUUGAUAAGUUGCAGUUCUUAUAUGAAUGUAGGAGGAUUUGUUUGAUGGGGGAAGUGGUGCCGACUUAAAGUUGAUUCAUUGCGCCUUCAAUUGCCUUGGUUGGUGUGUCCUCCGGCGUCUCUCUGGACAACCACGCGUCGCCGUCCGGAACCCAAUUCCCCACAGCUUGCCAACACAUGGCUUUAAUCCAUAGAAAGCAAGACCGAUGCUUCAGUGGAGUAGAUGACCAACCACGUCUCUUUGUUAACCGCGAGAGAGAAAUGAGUUGUUCCCUCACAUUCUUUUUCUUGAGAUGAAAGAAGAAUUUCUCAGAAGGCUACAAGCUAAAAAUCUUCUUUCCCGAUCAAGGCUCUAUUCGGAUGAACUUCGUCACCUUUUUCUUAAAAGGAUCGUGGGAUUUUAAGUUUUAAAUCCAAAGAAAAGGUGUUUUGAAAACAUUAUGUUUUCGCAGAGGCUUUGAAAAGGUUCAAAACUCAAUGUGAAGUCUAAAUAUACUAUCAUAUCACUGGACGAUAAAACUAUGUUCUGCUAUGUGGGUAUUUUGUUAACAGCAAUGGGAAGGUUGGAUUUGUUAAUUUUACACAAGCCAAGGAUGUUCUUGAAGAAGUCCUCUAGUUGUUAAUGAAGAAGAUAAAUUCAUUCUUUAAGAAAAGAGACGUGUUGCGGGCUUCUUUGCCUGCUUGCCGCCAUUUGUCCCUAUAAAUUGCAGAGAAUGUGGGGGGUGGGGAUUUCUACGUUUUUGAGCUCAACCGGGGAAGAGAGAAGGAGAAGAGGAGAAGAAGGCGGUGUUCCAUGCACUUCCGUUUGAUGGAGGAGAGUAGGAUCAAAAGUUACAGAUCUGUGUGCAAAGAUAUCCGAUCGUCUGCCACGGGUCUCGUCAUAUCAGGAAGCCGGAAUGUCCCUGUGCACAAAUUUGAAUCUAACGGAUAGCAUCUUAAGUGGAAUAUCUAGUGGACAGAGCUCUCUUGCAAUGGCUGGCGUUCAAAAAACAGAUAAGAACAUAGAAGUAUGGAAGGUUAAAAAGCUGAUUAAAGCUCUCGAAGCUGCUCGAGGAAAUGGAACCAGCAUGAUCUCUUUGAUUAUGCCACCACGGGAUCAAAUAUCUCGAGUUAAUAAGAUGCUAGGUGAUGAAUUUGGAACUGCCUCAAAUAUUAAGAGUAGAGUAAACCGCCAGUCUGUAUUAGGUGCCAUUACCUCUGCUCAGCAGCGAUUGAAACUUUACAACAAGGUUCCUCCAAAUGGACUGGUACUAUACACUGGAACUAUUGUCACACAAGAUGGGAAAGAAAAGAAGGUUACAAUUGAUUUUGAACCAUUCAGGCCUAUCAAUGCUUCUCUUUAUCUUUGUGAUAACAAAUUCCAUACUGAGGCACUGAAUGAACUGAUAGAGUCUGAUGAAAGGUUUGGUUUCAUAGUCAUGGAUGGAAAUGGAGCACUUUUUGGCACAUUAAGUGGCAACUCUCGUGAGGUUCUUCACCAAUUUCAGGUUGAUCUUCCUAAGAAGCAUGGAAGAGGAGGACAAUCUGCUCUUCGUUUUGCUCGUCUUCGGAUGGAGAAGCGCCAUAAUUAUGUGAGGAAGACUGCAGAGUAUGCUACACAAUUCUUCAUUAAUCCUGCUAAAAGUCAGCCCAAUGUUGCUGGUAUUGUUUUAGCUGGAUCUGCAGAUUUCAAGACAGAGUUGAGCCAAUCUCAUAUGUUUGAUCAACGACUACAGGAAAAGGUGUUAAAUGUUGUUGAUGUUUCUUAUGGAGGGGAGAGUGGCUUCAAUCAAGCCAUUGAAUUGUCUUCAGAGGUCCUAUCUAAUGUGAAGUUUAUACAGGAAAAGAAAUUGAUAGGGAAGUACUUUGAGGAGAUAAGUCAGGACACGGGGAAAUAUGUCUUUGGUGUGGAUGACACAUUGAAGGCUUUGGAAAUGGGUGCAGUUGACACCCUAAUUGUUUGGGAGAAUGUGGACAUUGACAGAUUAACACUUAAGAACAAUGUGACUGGGGAUGUUAUUAUAAAGCAUUUAACUAAAGAACAAGAGGCUGAUCAGAACAACUUCAUUGAUAAGGCUUCAUCAACUGUUCUUCAAGUAGCUGAUAAGAUGCCUCUGUUGGAGUGGUUUGCGGAUGAGUACAAGCGUUUUGGAUGCACUCUGCAAUUUGUUACAAACAAAUCUCAACAGGGCUCCCAGUUCUGCAGAGGAUUUGGUGGUAUUGGUGGUCUCCUUCGCUAUCAACUUGAUUUGAGGUCAUUUGAUGGCCUUUCUGGCGAUGAGGAUGACUUAGAAUGACAUGCGAUGAACUUCACUCAGGGCACCAACUUCUGGACAGAGGUGCAGCGGUUAGCCAAAGCUGCUUAAUUAGUCUCACCUGGUAAAAGUAUUCUUUCAUCUUGUUCCUGUGUGCUUACUGAGUCCCUCACACAAACUGAACCAAAGUUCUGUCAUGGCUGAAUUAGUUAAUCAGACAUGGACACCUUUUUUCUUAAUCAUGCAAUAGUGUAUUCUGGUCUUUAAAUUUUUUCUAUUUUAAUAGUAUAUUGUUCUGUUCAAGAUGUUCUUAAAAUGAAAGUAUGUCUACUUCUAUUUAUAUGACACUUAGUUAUCACUGUGGAGUCGCAGAGCCAGUAUUUUAAACAAUAGGUUCUUAUUUCAAGUGUUCAUAUUGAGAUUUGUCAAGCACCUGAGAACUUUGUGGGUUUUACGCGUCUCUGUGUCUAUAUGUUCAUUUGCAUCUAACAACUUAUGUUUUUUUGGCUUUAGCAGAACGGUUGACGGUAAGCAGAAGUUAUUAUCCAAGCUGUAGAUGCUGGUAUCUUUCACCCCGACAUCAUAAUCAUAAGGGUUUAUAUUCACUGCACAAGGGCCGACAAUUUCACAACUAGAAGUUUAUUAGCCACAAAUGGAGUCUAUGCAUGAUAUCUGAAAGUUUGCCAUAGAUGAGCCCCAUGUUAGGAUCUCUCCAUCAAUUAUCAGCAUCUUUAGUAUCCUAGGAAGAGGGGUAUAGUGUCCUUUAUGGUGACCGUCUGUUGAGCAUUUCGAGCUGGCCUCUGAAGUUAGGGAGCAGGUGGUGGUAGUGUGUCUUAUGUGUUGACUGUUUGUCCACUGUUAUUUGAGUCUUAUCAUUGUUCUGGCUGCUGGAGUUGUAACUUGGAAGACAGUGCAAUGGAGCUGUGUAGUCUCUCCACACCCACCUUUCUUUGGGUCUUAUUCAUCAUGCUGCCUUAUGGUACUGGUCUUCUGCGUUCACUAUUAUUUAGGUCUUAUUAUCACGCUUUGGAGUCAGAAUAUGAGGUAUAGGGUCUUUUUUGCUCACUGCUAUUUGGGUCUUAUUGUCAAACUGGUCUCUGGAUUUGUGUUUAAACAGGUAAUUAUAUGAUUUGAUCUUUGCAAUGCUUGUGCAGGUUUUGGUUUUGCCUUCCUUUUUUUUCGUAUGUAGAACUUUGUGGUUUUCGGGUUUCAUUAUUUUCUGUUGCCAGAUAGGUUGUCACCUUGUUGAAUGUUGAUUUAGACUUUGUUUUGGUAGGAGGUAACUUGAAGGAUUAGGAAUAAGCUUAGUUUUCAAAAUAUCGACUGUUGGUUGAGUCCACUAUCGUCCAACCUGUGUUUCAUACCAGCAACAAGUUGGCCAAGUUAGUUAAUUAGUUAGCUUAUUCAUUGAUCAGCGGGUAGUUUUUGACCUGUAUAAAUGUGUUCAUGUGGAUGUGUGUGUGUGUGUGCAACUCUUCUAAUGGUCAUAUAUGUUUUUGUCUUUAUUUCCAUAUAAUUACAUUUGUUUAUUCAUUUAUAGUCAAUCGACUUGGACCCACUAGUUCCCAUUAGUCUUUCCAUGUUCUGUACGACUUGUCUCCAAUUUUAAACUUCUCAAAUAAAUACGGUAUAAGGGAAGUUAUUUUCUAAGGGAUCAUAAAACGUGGUGCAAACUAGGAGCAGAUUAUUAUUAUAAAAAUUUGGGUCCAUUUGAAGACCAAAAAUAUUUGGGAAACAUUUGUAAAAGCUAAUAUCCAAGUUUAGUAUAUAACACUGCAGAAGGAAUCCAUAUAGUACAACUAAAAACUCAAGUUGCAUACAUAACAAAAAAUAACUUAAACGUACUUAACGUAUCAAUCUCAAACAUUGUGAAAUGAUUAUCUAAGAGAAGGUCUGUUGCAGCAAAGGAUUUUCUACACUGGAUUUAUUGCAAAUUGGAGGGAGCAUGUUAACAAUAACUAGAUCUCAGAAAAAUAUCCCUCCUAAUAUAUAUAGGGACAUUCUGUGGUUGCUUUCUAAUUUAACUCGUCUUCCUGGUCUCAAGCAGUACAAGUUCUGCCACCCUGGUCCUUUUUGUUUUUGUGGUACAGCUCUUGUUUGAUUGGUAAAGGCUAGGAAGACCCAUCUCCCCGCAACCUUGCAUCGGAAGCAGUACAAGUGCUUUUUUUUUUUUAAUCUACUACAUAGGUAGAUGUUAAUUGUUAAAAUUUAUAGAAUUUAAAAAGAAAUUGAUGCAAAUUGGAUGUAUAAAUUAGAUUUACAGGGUUUCAAUAAUUGAUGCUCAUAAAAUUUCAAGAUUUUUCAUAUUCUUGUACCUUUACAUAUUCUUCAUCCAUCUAUAUAUUACAUAUAUAUAAAAUGGCUCAAAACACUGGGGAAGACAUAGAGGACUGAAAGGACGAAAACAAACUUGGAAUGUGGAAUGGCGUAUAGUUUUUUCAAUUGCAAAAAUGUUGCUUGAUAUCUAACCUUUUACACAUUGAUCACAACAGCCUAGGUGAGGAAUCCUUCAGUGAGUAUUGUUAUCUUACUGCUUAGGAACCAAAUUGGGGAGACUUACCAUUUCAGUGAACUGGUUGUGAAUUAGCUAAAAAUCACCUCUGGGUCGACCAUGAACUGAUUCAAUUUGAAUCAGCCGAUUCAUUUCGGUUUGAUUCUGAUAAUAUUGAGCUGCAGGCCCUGACUUCAUUUAAACCUACGGUUGCCAGUUGCUGCCGUUAUUUUGCAUAAAAACCAUGAAAUGUUUUUGAAUUAUGUGUGGUCUUGUUUCUGGAACUAUCUUGUUCUCAUGUUUGUAGCUUGAAUUUGUUUAUAGUGCUUGAGGUGACUUCCAGUGUAUUGCACCUUGGUAACAAAGAAACUUUUAAAGUGUGUUAGAAAAUUAUUAUUUUUGGAAACUCUACAAAAGAAGAAAAGAUUAGGGAACAUGUAAGCCUUGAAUUUUGGCAAGUGGAUGGUUUGCGCUGUGGUCGGUUCAUGCUUAGUUGCCAUGUUCUUCUUGUUGCAGCUGUGAGGUUUGGAGCCCUGUCGUUGGAUGUGGAGAGAGAGAGAGAGAUAGAGAGAGUAGCAGCCGUAAGGCUAGGAGAAAGGAACGUACUUCAUUCACUAACCUUAAUCUCUAUUAUAAAGAGAUUAGGGUAGAAAGGAGAUUUACAUAUUACACUAAACAGAAAUAAGGAAAAUAUUAAAGAGAUCUUGUAACUCUUUAAUAUUACAAAGAGCCACCUAGAAACAUAAACUCUUCUAAUUCAACACUCCCCCUCAAGCUGGAGCAUACAUAUUAAACAUGCUCAGCUUGUCACAACAUCUAAAAAAAUCACCAAUAGGGAGAGCUUUGGUGAAGAUAUCUGCAGUUUGAUCUUUUGAAGGGACAUGAAUAGUGGCAAUGGUUCCAUCUUGAACGAGAUCCCGAAUGUAAUGUCAGUCCACUUCAAUAUGUUUCGUUCUAUCAUGGAAAACUGGAUUGUUUGCAAUGUAUGUGGCUGCUUGAUUGUCACAAUACAUCUUCAUGGGAAGCGGAAUCGACACACUUAGGCUAGAUAGCAUGGAUCUUGCCUAAGUAUGUUCUGCUGCAGUUUGAGCCAUAAGCUCUAUAUUCGGAUUCUGCACUAGAUCUUGACACCACCCCUUGUUUUUUGCUUCUCCACGAUAUAAGGUUGCCUUCCACAAAUACACAGAAUCCUGUGGUAGAUUUCAUGUCUUCGAUUGAGCCAGCAUAGUCAGCAUUAUUAUAGGCUUCCACUUCCAAGGUCUUGCCUUUUGUGAAUAAAAGGCCUUUGCCAGGAGAUGAUUUCAGAUACUUAACCACCAUCAAGGCAGCAUCCUAGUGAACUUUCCUUUGUUUUUCCAUAAAUUGAUUUAGCUUUCCCACUGCAAAGCUAAUGUCUGGUCUUGUCACAGUAACAUAGAGAAGUUUUCCAAUAAGGAAUCUAUAUGAUCGAGAAUCCACUAAUUCUCCUUGGUCAUCAUGAAGAUGUAUGCGUGGAUUCAUAGGUAUAUUAGCCGGUUUAGCUCCUAGCAUCCCAGUGUCCUGUAAUAAAUCAUGAACAUACUUCCGUUGAGAGAGAAUGACACCAUCUCUAUUUCGAGCAACCUCUAUUCCCAAGAAAUACCGUGGUGGACCAAGAUCUUUUGUCACAAAGUGUUUUUGAAGAAAUAACUUUGUAUCAGAAACUUCUUGAUGGGAGUCACCUGUCAGGAUAAUAUCAUCAACAUAGACCACUAGAACGAUGAUACCCCGAGAAGUCUUUUUGAUAAACAGAGAAUGAUCAAGAGGAGAUCUCGCAAAGCCACACUCUGAGACUACCUCAGAGAACUUGUGAAACCACGCAUGAGGACUCUGCUUGAGUCCAUAAAUAGCUUUCUUCAGUUUGCACACUUUUCCACACUCCCCCUGUCGUUCAAACCCUGGUGGUUGUUGUAUAUAGACAGUCUCAUCGAGAUCACCAUACAAAAAGGCAUUUUUGACAUCAAGUUGAUACAUGUGCCAGUCAUGGUGUACAGCCACAGAAAUAAUAAGACGAAUGGUUCCCAACCGAGCAACCGGAGAGAAUGUCUCAAAGAAAUCCACUCUGUAGGUCUGCGUGUAGCCCUUAGCAACCAACCGAGCUUUGUAUCGUUCGACAGACCCAUCAGAAUUAUAUUUCACUGUGAAUACCCACUUAGAGCCAACAAUGUCACAAUCAGGAGGAGGAUCAACAAGUUCCCAGGUGCCUCGUUGAACUAAUGCAUCCAUCUCAUCUUGCAUACCCUGUCUCCAUUGGGUAUCUAAUAAAGCCUGCUGGUGACAUGUAGGAACUGUAUGAGUAGUAAGGGCUUGAAUAAACUGUUGCAUACUUUUACCAACACCGUUAGUAGACACAAAAUGAGAUAUAAGAUGCAGAGUACAUUGUCGUUUGCCUUCUGAGAAGCGCUUGGUGAAGGAUCAUGAGAGGGGUCUUGUCGACGUGUGUAAAUCAGCGGAGGAUCACGAAACUUGGGCACUACAGUCGAAGAUUCUUUAGAAGGAGAUUCAAAAGGAAAUGACUCCAAAGAAAUAGGAGGAAUAGGUAGUAGGUGUGGCGACGGUGGCGUCUCAGUAGAGAUAGGAGAGGAGCUAUAAUAAGGUUUAGACUCAAAGAAUGUGACAUCCGCACUGAUAUACUCCUUUUGAGUCAAGGGGUCAAAGCAUUUGUAGCCUUUAUGGUUUCUGGAGUAGCCUAUAAAGAUACACUUAAUGGCUUGGGCACCCAAUUUAUCACGUGUGGCUCAAAGUAUGUGAACAAAGCAUGUGCAACCAAAUACUUUGGGAGCCACGAGAAACAAGGGUCGUUGUGGAUGCACAAGUUUAAUGGGAACCUUGUUGUCAAUGGAGGAGGAUGGUAAAUGAUUGGUCAAGUACUAGGCAGUGAGGAUGGCAUCUCCUCAAAAGUAUGCAGGUAAAUUAUUAUGAAGCAUUAGGGAACGAGCCACAUUUAAAAGUUGGCGAUGUUUUGGCUCAGCUACUCCAUUUUGUUGGGAGGUAUGAGGACAGGUAAACUGGGGAGAAAUGCUAUUAUCAGAGUAAAACUUCAUCAGGCAAAUGUAAAUCAGGCCCAAAUUCGAGAAUGCAAAUGCUUCAAGAGAUACACUCUUGAAGAUCCCAACAACUUCAAUAGAUAAUACAAAGUCAAACCUCAAACUUGAGGAGAAGAUACCAAGUAUAUUAAUCUCAAGAGAAGAAUACACAAGAGAGGCCAAAAAGCCUUAAAAAAACAAAGGUCCCAAGUGCCCUAUUUAUAGAGGAAGUAUAUAAGAAAGGAGGAAGAAAAGAGGAAGAGGAAGUGGCUGUUGGGGCUCCCAACGACUAGAUUUCUAGCCGUUGGGAACUCCCAACAGCUACUUCCUUUCUUAAUAAAAAAGGAAAAGAAAAAGGUUUAGAAAAAGGCAUGAAAAAUAAAGACAAAAUAAAUACAAAAAGUUACAAAAAGUCCUAUGCAUACACACAUACAUUUAUAUAUACAAAUCAUACAUCAAACUGCUAGGAGUUUAAGAUAUAUGAUAGUAGAUACAAAAACAUGUAUGUAUACUUACAUUAUAAAUUCUAACAGUAAACUGGGGAGAGAUGCCAUUAUCAGAGUAAAACUUCAUUAAGGUAGAUGUCUUGAACUCAAGAGCGUUAUCAGUGCGAAUGCUUUUAACAAGAAUACCAAAUUGGGUCUUUAUUUCAAUAAUAAGGUUUUUGAGAAUACAUACGACUUCAGUCCUUUCUUUCAAAAGGAAGACCCAAGUGACUCGAGAAUAAUCAUCAACAAUGACAAGAAAAUAACAAAAUCUUGACCUACUAGCAACUUUGCUAGGACCCCACACAUCAACAUGAAGAUCAAAUAGUCCACAACUGGACUAUUUGAUCUCGAUGAGUAACUGUUACGGGUGUGUUUGCCUAGUUGACAGGCUUCACACUGAAAUGACUCUGGUACUGAAAGAUGAGGAAGAAGGUGACGGAACUUGGAGACAGAUGGAUGACCAAGUCUGAGAUGCCAUUGGAAGGAGGAGGACAAUGAGGUGAUCGAUGAUGUUGCAAUACCCAUUGGAUCCGACAUAAAGUAGAUGUCCCCUUUCUCAUAGCCUCCACCAAUCAUCUUUCCAGUUUGCAAGUCGUCAAAUGUAACACGACAAUGUAAAUCAUUAAUCAAUUGUCCAACCGAUAACAGAUUUGUGGGAAACUUAGGAGCAUAUAACACAUUAGGAAUAGUCAUAGACUGAGAGCAAUGUUGUAAAAAGCGUAUCGUAAGGCGUAUCGGUCGGGCUUUAAGAUACGUCGUAUCGUAACCGUAUCGUAAAUUUAAAAAAAAUAAUAAUAAUAAAUCAGAAAAAUUUAAAAAAAAAAUCAAAAAAUUCAUAAAAAAUCAGAAAAAAUUAAAAAUAGUAAAUUCUUCAUAGAAAACAUGGUUUAGUCUUUUAGAUAAUGAUAGACUUAUUAUUUUGCUAAAUGCUAUAAACUUACACGUUCACGGUUCAUCAUUCAUACUUCAUAGACAUCAAAAUUCAUAACAAUAUCAUUCUUUUUCAUCUUUAUCUUCAUGGUUUAAAAAAAAACCAUUUCCUCUCAAUGGGAAUCAGCCACCCAUGCACAAAUCCAUGGUUUAAUAGAUGAUUUCACGGUGACAAUCGAUGAUUUCACAAUGGAAAUCGAUGAUUUCACAAUGGAAAUCAAUGAUUUCCUUCUAAAACGGUACAAUCUAUAGAUUAGAAAUGAGGAAGGGGUGGGUUUUUAUAAAAAAAACUCGAAAAAAUUGGGUUCAAGUCUCCUUUUUAGAAAUCAGCCCGUAUCGUACGAUACGGGCCGUAUCGCACCGUAUCGUACGAUACGGGGGCCCGUAUCGCACGUAUCGUACGAUACAGGUACGAUACACCCCCAUUUGCGAUACAGGUGGUGUAUCGUAUCGUAUUUUGCAAACGAUACGAUACGUAUCGUACGAUACGGCCCCGUAUUGUACGAUACGUACAACACUGACUGAGAGAUCUUGAUAUCUCCAUAACCCAUAAUAGGUGACCAUCGACCAUCUGCAAGUCUUACAUGACGUGUCUGAGGUAAUGAGUGCAGGACAGUAAACAUAGAAGGUCUACUACAAAAGUGUCUCGAUGCUCCUGAAUCAAUAAUCCAAGUAGUACCUGUAUCAUGUGGGACAAUAUUAACAGACAUAGCACGCACUGUCUAUCAUGACUGUAGAGGCCGAUGACUGGAUAAAUCUGUGUGCCAAGAAGUCCUCAUACUCUGACUUGUUGAUGCUCACAGUCACUGUCUUAGGUUGAGAAGAAGAUGAAGACUCAUCUACCACUGAUGACGCUGCUUGGGCAAAUCCAAUAGAAGACUGUAAAGGGUUCUUUCCUAGCUUUGAUGUAACAUUUCUUCCUAAGGGCGGUGCCGCGGUAGGACGACCAUGUUUAUCCCAACAUCUGUCUUCCAAUGCCCUAUUUUCCUACAAUAGGUGCACUGAAAUCUCCCCAGACCUCCUCCUGACCCACGACCUAUGCCUCUUCCCUAAAUGAACGGCGUCCAUGACCUCCUGAGGCUGCUAAGGCAGAGGCAUGGAGAUCACUAGAGGGUGGAGAGAGGGUCACAGCAAGACGACUGAGUCUGUUGUAGGCUUCAGCUAGGUCAGGGAUUUCUGCUCCAGUCAACAUCUGAGCCUUUGCUACUGCAUAUUUAGAGGAGAGACCAUGUAGAAACUUCGCAACCAUAGACUGUUCACCAUGGGUCUUAUGGCAUGUUGGACAUGGGGGACGUAAUGCUUUAAGUCGUCUAGAGAUGGACUUGAGGGAAGCAAAAUACUGAGCAAGACUUUGGUCACCCUGUUGCAAAUUAAGUAAUUCUUCCUCUACCUGCAAUAUCUUGCUCACAUUCUUGUCAUUUGAGUAAGUUUGUUUCAAGAAAUCCCACAUUUGUUUGGCCGAGGUAUAGUAUGCAAUAGUUGAUGCAAUCUGUGGUUGCACACUGUUCAUGAUCCACGACAUGACAAUAUUAUUAUCUCCCUUCCAUGAACUAUAUUUUCCACUCUUUUCAACAGGCUCAUUUUCUUCAAUAACAUGCUGCUUCUAAUGUCCAAUCACAGACAACAUACACACACGAGACCAAAUCUCAUAGUUAGAUCCAUCUAACUUUAUAGUAGAACCAUAAGAGAAUGGAUUUCCUCCACUUUUAACCUCAUGAGAAAAAUCAGUUUUAUGAAUUUCAGCCAUUGCAAGUCUGCCCACAAAUGAUCACCCACGACCAACAAGCGAGAAUAUGUAUAUAUAGAUCAAUAAAGACUGCGACUGAUCAGCAAUAACAUAUGUCCACCACCACACAGCAACGUUAGAUGCAAAACACUUUUGCCACACAACUUCUGAACACCCCACGAUAAUAGACUGUUGUCCAACUGUUGACAGCAACCCUACGGCAGAAAACAGCAACCUAAUGAUGGUGAAAAAGUCCCACGAUAGACUGUUGUCCAAUACUCCCACGACAGAUAAAAUCCAGCAAUACAAAUAGAAGACCAACGGCACCAGCAAUACAAAUAGAAGACUGCUGUCCAAGAACCCCACAACAGAGAAAAUCCAGCAAUCCAAGAGAAAAUCCAACAAUCCAACGACCAAAAAAAGAAUACCACACUACUUGCAAUGUCUUUAGCAACCAACAACUUAUCUAUUUAUGUAUCUAACGCUGUUGUACCACAAAUUAUUUUCCACUAAUCAUGAAUAGCGAUAGAAAAAAAACUUUCAACAUAAACCAUCGCAGACUCCCACCCAGCUGCGAUAAAACAUAGAUGUGUAGACACCCAUGGCUGGAGUCUAUUCACGCAGAUUUCAUAGCGUGAAUAGACUCCUCCACACGGUUCAGUUGCUGGAAAAUAGUCAACUCAAACUAAAUGUGUGUAGCAGGAGAAGAAGACGGAAGAGGGAGAAGAGAAGGAGACGGUGGAAGAGAUGGCCUGAGGAGGAGAAGUCGACGACAGUUUUUUCUUCACGUCGCCAGCCUAAUUCACGCUCAGCCACUGCUGUCUUCACGUCGCCAGUCACGCCUGCUCUGAUACCAUGUUGCUGCUGUGAGGUUUGGAGCCCUGUCGUUGGAUGUGGAGAGAGAGAGAGAGAUAGAGAGAGUAGCAGCCGUAAGGCUAGGAGAAAGGAACGUACAUCAUUCACUAACCCUAAUCUCUAUUAUAAAGAGAUUAGGGUAGAAAGGAUAUUUACAUAUUACACUAAACAGAAAUACGGAAAAUAUUAAAGAGAUCUUGUAACUCUUUAAUAUUACAAAGAGCCACCUAGAAACAUAAACUCUUCUAAUUCAACACUUCUCAUGGCAAAUCAAGUUCUUUUCUGGUGGGAUAUGCCCAGGUUUCGUCCACCAUCUAGACUAACUUUAUCAGGAUACAGAUUUAUUGAAUCCCAAAAAACAUACUUGAAGUUUGGUGAUUAGCCGGUUACUACCUCUAUAUGUACUUUUUCUCCUCUACUAUUGAACUCAAAAAUAAAUUAGUUUACUAGUUUUGUGCUUUAUUUUGUCCAUGUAAUACGGAAGGAUAAUUGACUAAUGUCCCCAAUAUCUGGUUUGAUAUUUCAUCAUGGUCUAAACGUCUUUUAUGCAAUGUCGAGGAUAUAGUAUGACUGCUGGUUGCGUGUAAAUUUUGGUGAGGCAUAGUGGUUUCCAAUUUCCUAUUUUUAUGUAAAUAGUAUGUCAUGGUAUAAUCUGUUUUUUGCACAGGGUUAAUAGGGCUUGAUGCCAAUUACCUGUAAAGUUAUCGUUCAGGUAACUAUUUAGUGGGCUAGAGUGUCUUGUUCUUGUGAGCGUUCUCUAAGAAAAGAUUGCUGCUGAUGUACGUUAUCUUUAUAGUGUUGUUCGGUAGAUUUGGUGCCAAAAUGACUCCUUGUUGUAGUCGCAAUUCACACUCUUUUACCAAUUUUUGAUGAAGUAAAUUUAUGGAUUCUGAAUCAUUAAAAUGAGAAUUUUUUUAUUCAUUACAGAAGACUUUAGGAUCUAGUCCAGAAUGAGGAUUACAACCAUUUAAAGCUCCUGAGAAAUUGACGACCUUCUAGAGCUCCUGAGAAGUUGAGAGAAAGACUGAUAUUAAAUAGCAGUAAAAGGCAUUUCUUGGCCGCAACAUUCUCUCACUAAUCUCAUGUUCCAAAAGUACUAAUGCCUUGACAUCAAUGAAGCUCGGUCUGUCUUUGACUAGGAAUACGUGGAGAUAAAAAUGGAAGUGCAGCAUCCAGAUAGUGAUGAGGUAAGGUCGGAGAGCACUGGAGACCUUCUCCAAUAUGCCAUGGGCAGGGAGCCAGGUCUUGUUCUCUCCUUCUUGAGAUAUUCUCUUAUUCGGCACCUUUUGUACUUUGGUUUUUAGGAAGCGUCGGUUCGUUGCUUUUCCUGUUUUUGCUCUCCUUUUGUUCAACUGAAAAUUAUUUGCAAAUUGACUAUUUUUUAUUGAUUUUUUUUGAGAAAAAUUUUCAAACUUUGGUCUCCCUUCUGCCCAUAAUCGAGAAAGAACUGAUUUUUGUCAUUGAUAAGGGCGGUCACCUUUCUCGAACUUUGAAACAAGGGCCUGUGUUGCACAUUUUGAAAUGCCAGUAUUACCUUUUGCUUGAUUAGGCUCUGAAUCCCUGAAAUUUUUUCUGACAUUUUCUUUUCCCACCUCUCUCCCGGUGUUACUUUCCCUGCUAAUUCUUCCUUUCUCCUUUGUGUUUUAAUGUUUUGAUUGCGUUCCCUGUUCAUACUUCCUCCCUUAAGUUUUCUCCCUCUUCUCAGCAGUCCCCACCUCGUCCCCUUUCUGACGGUAGUAGAAAUUAGAAAUUAUGAGACAGGCUGCGCUUUAUGGCUAGUUCUUUAAAUUCUCUAAUAUAUGUUUACAAUUGAUGUUCACGCAUAUUCUGCUUGAUUCACGGCUGCUUGUAUCUUGAAGCUGUUGCAUUGGAAAAAACAUCACCUAUAAUUUUCUGAAAACACAUACUAAAUCUCAUCAUAUAAGUCAACACGAGAAAAGAAAAUAAUGAUUAUCAACUGCUAUCAAUAGGUUCUUUCUGUUCUCUUUUCAGGCAUUUCUUGGAUUUUAAUAGUCUUAUCUCUACAUCUCACUUCUUUCAUCGGUAUUUAUUCCUAUUCAUGUUGAGAACACUAGAUUCCUCCUGGGCAAGUCCUUUCCUUUCUUGCUUACAAAUGCCUUUUGUUUAAGCACCAUUCUAUGCACUCACUGGCACACCGCACACUCAUGUUGCAUAUACAUACAAGAUAUCAUUGAACUUUGCAGAACAAAACUUUUAAGUGGGGGCGUUGAUAUCCUCGGAUUUGAGAUCGUCGGGAUUUGAGAACUGUGGAUUUUAAGAUCGGAUGCUCCCUCUUUUGAUUUGAAAUCCUACUUUUUCUCAAUGCAAAGAAGUAAAAUAAGCAUCCAAGUGUGGAUCUUAAGUUUGAUGAACCAUAAAUUUUAGCACAGCUUUUUUGCACAUCAGAAAAAGCAAAAGUAUGUAAUGUCAGAUCUACUUCAGGUUCAUGAAUUUCAUGAUUGAGAGUAAUCGAACGUCACUUAGAACUAUUGGGAGAAAAAGUCAUCAGGUUCAUGGAUUUCAGAUUGAGAGUUAUCAAACGUCACUUAAAACAAACUGUUGGCAGAAAACGGUCAUGGGCAACUUGGUGGCUUGCUAUGAUUGAGAAUGAGGAUAUGUUGAGGAAGGAAAGCCGCUCCACUUCUCAUGUCAACAUGAAUACUUGUAUUACAAAAAGAAUCCUUGUAUUUUUUAAUGCUUGUAUUACAAUUGAAAGAGCUUUCGGACAUCAACCUGAAAAAUGGAUAGCAAGAGAGGGAGAGAGAUUGUAGCCAUGGUUCCAGUGUGCUCUUGUCAUGAAGGAUUAACAGGUGAACUGCUGCUAGUUGUCAUCACAAGAGGAGGUGGCAAGCAGAAAAGGAGAGAAAACAUCUUGCCAUGGCUGAGGAUGGCAGGCGGGAAGGAAAAUUUGAUCCUUGUGGUGUUUUAGAAAUGGUGUAAGAGGUUGAUGUGCAUUUGCAGAUCUGAUGUACAAGAAAUUGUUUCAUGAAACUCAAUUUUGCAGAUCUUAUGUCCGAGAAAUUGUUUCAUGAAACUCCUGGUUCCAUCAUGAGGUUCAUUUGGGCCAUGGUUCUCUUGUAGAAUUUAUUUUUGGACCUUGAGGAAAUUUCUUUUGUUUCCUGGAUUGACAUUUUCUUUUGUUAGAGCAAAUCAAAAUUUAUUAAA
Molecule: messenger RNA, 14938 nt
Organism: Nymphaea colorata (pocket water lily)
Lineage: Eukaryota; Viridiplantae; Streptophyta; Magnoliopsida; Nymphaeales; Nymphaeaceae
Product: eukaryotic peptide chain release factor subunit 1-3-like
Exons: 3
Coding region: 902-2281 (459 amino acids)
Biological process (GO): cytoplasmic translational termination
Cellular component (GO): translation release factor complex; cytosol
Molecular function (GO): sequence-specific mRNA binding; translation release factor activity, codon specific
Source: RefSeq, a predicted model, not a curated record